Molecule: messenger RNA, 7630 nt
Organism: Myxocyprinus asiaticus (Chinese sucker)
Lineage: Eukaryota; Metazoa; Chordata; Actinopteri; Cypriniformes; Catostomidae
Product: supervillin-like
Exons: 39
Coding region: 114-6755 (2213 amino acids)
Biological process (GO): barbed-end actin filament capping; cytoskeleton organization; actin polymerization or depolymerization
Cellular component (GO): cytoplasm; actin cytoskeleton
Molecular function (GO): phosphatidylinositol-4,5-bisphosphate binding; actin filament binding
Source: RefSeq, a predicted model, not a curated record
GGCGGUCCCUCUCUCUCUCUUGCUCUUUUUCUCUCUGUGUCCUGAUCACAGGCUCAGACUAUCUGUCUUUUUCUUUCUUUCCUCUGUUUGCUCUCUUACCUUUUCAUUCCAACAUGUUUCAUAACCAAUGGAUUACUAACUAUCUCAACCAUGUCCCACAGUGUGAUCAAGGAUUUGUUAGUGAAACUUCUGUUAAGUUCUGCAGCCCUGUACUACUAAAGAAAAGAGCAGUAAGCUUUGGUGCUGAUGACCAGACUUCACUGGUAAGGAGUACCACAGAUAUUGAUGCAAACAUCCUUGCUGUGUUGCCCAAAGUUUCAGAGCUAAGGAAGCAAUUUGAAAGCACAAGUGAUCCAAUAAUGAAUAGGAAAGAGAGGAUAGCACGAAGACUGGAGGGGAUUGAAACGGAUGUUCCAGCAGCUCUUACUACAAAUGUGCACCACACAGCCGGUCUCGUGACCAAUCGGCUGCUGGAGGAAGACACCCCUCGCUACACACGAGCCUCAGAUCCCAGCGAUCCGGGCAUUGCUGUGCGUCGCUACAGUCGUGAUGAAACAGAAGCUCCAGAGCGGCAAUCCAGAACUCUGACUCGCCCGGAUCCACAGCCGAAAAUCCAUCCUGACCCAGUCGUCCCUACCCCAGCAGGGUCUGAUGCUACCAACCUCAGCUCCAAGGCCGAACGUAUUGCACGUUACAAAGCCGAACGUAGACGCCAAUUAUCAGAACGUUAUGGAAUCCUCCUCGACCAAGAAGUGGAUGUAGAUUACGCCCCACGCUACACUCGUGCACGAAGAGAGUCUGACCUGUCGGACAAAGGGGCUCCUCCCGACAGGGGACGUGGUGAGAACAGGAUGAGGGGCGGGACUUUGCAAGAGCAUGGUGAGGGGCGGGACCGAAGCAGCAGCAGGUCUAAAGGAAUGGGGCGGGUUUCCAUGUCUUCAGACCCCACCCCCGAUUCUGCCUCUUCUCCAUCAGGCUUUGAUGCCGACCGAGAGAGAGAGAGGGCUAUGAACUUGGAAAAUAAAAGGCGAGCACCUGACCGAAGUCCGAAACCACACCCACAGGAAGCUCCGGUUCGCAUGGAAGCAACCUCCACCCAGCCAACGAAGGGUGUUGCUGUUGUCGCAGUGCCAAGUUCUCCAAGUACAGCUCGCCGAGGAUCAUUACCCUCGACGCGGUAUGGCAUCUCUCCUGGUGACCUGUUCAUCGAGCAACAAGCACAAAACAUCCUCAACAGACAGGGGGAGUCUAAAGGCGACCUGGUUACCAUUGAUACUGAUCCAGUUGGAAGCAGUGACCGGGAAAUAGGGACACGUCGACCCAGGCGUUACAUUUCUCCUGGUGAUGACAGGAAAUCCUCUGAGCGGUUUAGAACCCAGCCUGUCACAUCUGCUGAAAGACUGGAGUCUGAUAGGUCCCGCCUUAGUCCAGAGCUUGCAGAACAUGCAGAGUUGGAUGAAGAAAAAAUGGAUGAACGAGCUAAGUUGAGCGUGGCAGCCAAGAGGUCUCUCUUCAGGGAGAUGGAGAGGACUUUAGAGGGAGGUGUCCCUAAACCUCGGUCACGGAAUGCUGCAGUUGAGCGAAGGCUCAGACGCGUUCAAGAUCGAUCCCGAACACAGCCUGUCACACCAGAGGAAGUGGUCAUUGCUGCUACUUCCCCUGCUCCCCCUUCCCAAGUCAUCACUGUUCAAGCAACUGCUCCCAGAAUCCCCAGCCCUGCCGUAGUCAGCACUUCCAUGACUAGUUUCAGUCUACAGGCAUCCUCAGCACAUGACUCAGUUCAACAUGAGCAGGAGAAAGAGGCUUCUCCAAAGGAGGAGUUUCCAGGAGAAGGGGCGGGGCCUGAGGAUCCUGACCUAUCAACGCUGAGCCUGGCUGAGAAGAUGGCAUUAUUCAAUCGCCUGUCGCAGCCCACUGGCAAAUCAGCAAACGGAGUACGCUCUGACACUCGGCAGCGUAGGGCCAACACUCGUUUUCAGACCCAGCCUAUCACCCAGGGUGAGGUUGAGCAGGAAAUUACAAAAUGUGUUGAUGCAUCCAGUCACACAGAUCAACCCACUGUGACUAAUGAUUCUGUUGGUCCCCCUCAGAAAGAGCAACUGCAGAAUACAAGUGUAAAGUUGGAGCCUCUCUCUGCAUCACUGGUCCGCUCCAUUGCUGCCGUCACUGCCCAGGCCUCUGUUGCCACAGUGACAAGCGCUUCCCCGUCAAUGACUGCAGAUGUUCACAUGGGGAUGUCCACAGCAACCUCUAAUACUCCGCCUUCCAUUCAGAGCUCGCCCAAUCAGCUGGGCUCUGCUCAGCUCCCGGCUUACGAGAGAGGGGUUCGAUACUUCAGUCUUACAGAGAGUGGGGAAAACCCCACCCCUAAUGUUCAGUCCCUGCUCCCCACAGAGCAGAUCACCCAAUCACUAUACAGCAAGAGUGGGGCUCCACAGAUUUCAGCCAAAGGGCAGAGACAUGAGGAGAGUGGGCAAACAGGAAGACACGGUUAUAUAGGGAGAGAGACAGAGCUCCCUCAUGCUCAUAAUGCGACCUCCCUGCAACACACGCAUGCACACAGACACACACCCCCUCAUGGCAAGGGAGAUGCAAAGCUGAGCAGCCCGCCAGAGAGGGAGAGAGAGAGACGGCGAGAGAAAGAAAAAGAGAGAACGCCCAUUUCGCAAGGGGGCUAUUUGUCACCAGACGCACAUCAGACAACAAAAGGAAACAAUACGAGACCCAACCUCUCAGAUGUCCCUGAUCCCACUGUUCUCGCGAGGGUGGUGAGCUCCCCUGCAGUCUCCUCCAGAAGUUCUUUGCACACUUCACACGCACUCCCUUACCUACCGCAAACGCAGUCGUACACCAUUCCACAACCUCAAUCGAAACCAACGCAACACCAUCAAAUCUACACCCAAACCUCCACAACAACACACACACGACCUCAGACACAACCGUACAGUCCGGCUACACCGCCGCAGACCCAGUCAAAACCACAAAAGCACCUCGCAUCCGACCAUCAACUUCACCCCUACAUAGACUCUCAGGCUCCUCCACGCCCAGCUCAGGUGUACACUGAACCUCAGUGGCAGGCACAACCCAGAGAACCUCCACAGACUCAGCCAAAACCACUGUCCUUCCUUCUGCCCCAGUCACAUGCCUACAUUCCCCUGCAACCCAAGAUACCCCCUGCAACCCAGCCAAAACCUCAGUGCAUCAUACCACCCCAAACCCAAGAAGAGAUCUGUGGGAAAUACAGCCUGUCUGGACCUAUUAUCUCCAAAGACCAAAGGCCAGAUAUCCACGAAGACCCAGAGACCAUGUCGUCCAUGUCCAUCAAAGAGAGGUUGGCCAUGUUAAAGAAGAGUGGAGAGGAAGAUUGGAAAAACAGGAUCAACAAGAAACAGGAAGUUAUACAGGAUGUGGUGUCAGCAAGUGAGAAGAAUAGUCAAAUAUGGGAGGAGCAAUGCUUUAAGAAAAAGGAAGAGCAGACCGUGAUCAGUGAGUUCACAUCAUCUGAGCAGCUAUGGGAGCCUGUCUUUUCCUCUACCUACUCUCCUCCACCUAUCCCAUCUUCCCCAAAAUGCCAAUAUGUAGAACGUCAAGGCCAGAAACUUGGAGAAGAUGGGGAGGGCCAAAUGUCAGUUGAAGAGAGGAAACAGAUGAUAUCGACUCGAGAGGAGGCGUGGCAAAGCACUGGAAAGGGUGUGGCCAAUGACUCCUCCCAGUACACAGUGGCUGCCAGGAUGUUGAAAAAAGGUCUGGCAGCUUCCUCUGCAGUGAUCAGCCCGAUUCUGUCUCCAGCCUCUGGUAAACUGAAGAGCAGUGUGCCAGCUAUCUCCAAACCACAGGAAGAAAUUGAGGCCAGAGCAGAAAUGGAAUCUGAUAAGAAGCUGGAAAAGCUGGAGACGUUUUUGGGCCGUUUGAACAGUAAAGUAUCAGGUUUACAGGAGACGACUUUGACGGUGACUGAAAAGGCCGUAAAGGAAGUGAUGCGAUUGGAUGAUGAAAUCUUCUCAAAAUUCUAUCGUCACAUGACAGAUAUUCCCCGCAGCAUGAGCAACAGAAUGCAUCUGGAUGAAGAUUUUGAUGCCAUCUUUGGAAAACAAACACCAACGCUGACGUCAGCGAUGGUGCAGCACAGGCUUGCCGUUCGUCCCUCUCGUAACGUUCAGGCCUCCAAGAACCCCUUAAAGAUUCUCGCAGCAAGAGAAGACAUCCGACACGAAUACACGGAACAGAGACUGAAUGUCGGCCAGCUGGAGAGCAAGAGAAUUAAACAGGAGAAAAUGAGUAAGAGCUCGAGUUUGUCUGAUGCAGCUCUGGCUGCUUUGGCCAGUAAAGAGAACUACAGCAGCGUGAGUCUGCGCAGUGUCAGCAUCUCAGAGCAGAUGACCAAUAACAGCGCAGCUCCCUACAAGAAACUCAUGCUCAUGCAAGUCAAAGGCCGACGGCAUGUCCAGACCAGAUUAGUGGAGCCUAGAGUGUCCUCUCUGAACAGUGGAGACUGCUUUCUACUGGUUACGCCUGAACAUUGUUUCGUUUGGAUUGGGGAAUUUGCAAAUGUCAUAGAAAGAGCCAAGGCAUCAGAGCUGGCUACUUUCAUCCAGUUGAACCAUGACCUUGGUUGUCGAGCAGCACAGGUGGAGACCAUUGAAGAAGGUGUGAACUCACAGAACCCAGCAGCUGCAGAGUUCUGGAAGAUCUUGGGAGGACAAGCAAGCUAUCAAUCGGCUGGGUCUCCAGAAGAAGAUGAGAUGUUUGAAAGUGCAGUUGUGGAGACUAACUGCAUCUUCCGUCUGGUGGAUGAUAAACUGCUUCCUGACAAUGAUUUCUGGGGAAAAGUGCCUCGAAGUUCCUUAUUGGGCUCCAAAGAGGUCAUAGUGUUUGAUUUUGGUAGUGAAGUGUACGUCUGGCAUGGUAAAGAGGUCACGCUGGCACAGAGGAAGGUGGCGUUUCAACUCGCCAAACACCUUUGGAAUGGAACCUUUGAUUAUACCAACUGUGACAUCAACCCUCUGGACCCUGGAGGACACAACACAUUCAUACCAAGGAAAGGUCAGGGACGUCCAGAUUGGGCUAUAUUUGGCAGACUGACUGAACAUAAUGAAACAAGUCUUUUUAAAGAGAAGUUCCUGGACUGGAAAGAUGCAUCCAUGUUGUCACCUAAAAAUGUCAUCGAGCAGCCCUUCCAGCAAAAGGAGUCUCCGAGCACAGAGUCUUGCUCUGAGUAUCGGGCGUACAAUGCCUCUUUGAUGCUGCCAGUCCUGCAGUCACCCAUCAGUACAAUUUUGGAUGGUCAGGACGUUGGUCGAGGGCACGGUCCAGUGGAGAAUUCCUCUGAGGACUGCCUGCGCUCACUGGAGAUCAGCACGGUUGGUGUUGAUGUCUGGCACAUUCUGGAGUUUGACUACAGCCGUCUGCCCAAGCAGAGCAUUGGACAGUUCCACGAGGGAGACACUUACGUAGUGAAAUGGAAGUACAUGGUGAGCGCUGCAGUGGGCAGCAGGCAGAAGCCGGAUCAGGUGCGUAGUGCAGGUCCCGGCAGGGAGAAGUGCUGCUAUUUCUUCUGGCAGGGCAGAAACUCCACAGUCAGUGAGAAAGGAACAUCAGCGCUGAUGACGGUCGAGCUGGAUGAGGAGAGAGGAGCUCAGAUGCAGGUGCUGCAGGGGAAGGAGCCGCCCUGUUUCCUGCAGUGUUUCAACGGGGGGAUGAUAGUGCAUUCUGGGAAGAGAGAGGAAGAGGAGGAGAACAUUCAGAAUGAAUGGCGUAUGUACUGUGUGCGUGGUGAGGUGCCAGUAGAGGGCCAUCUGCUGGAAGUGGCCUGUCACUGCAGCAGUCUGCGAUCACGCACCUCAAUGGUCCUGCUGAACAUCAACAAAGCCCUGAUUUACCUGUGGCACGGCUGCAAGACACAAACACACACACGGCAUGUAGCUAGAACUGCUGCGGACAAGAUCAAAGAACAGCGACCACUGGAGGCAGGACUUCACAGCAGCUGCAAUGUGACUGUUCAUGAAUGUGAGGAAGGUUUUGAGCCAGUGGGAUUCUGGGAAGCAUUAGGCAGAAAGGACCGCAAGGCAUAUGAUUGUAUGCUACAAGACCCCGGCAAGUUCAACUUCAACCCACGCCUGUUCCAGCUCAGUAGUUCUUCAGGUGAGUUUGUGGCACAGGAGUUUUACAACCCCUCCAGAGCUCCAGACCUGGUUUGUUCCCUGCCAUUCCUACAAGAGGACCUGUACUCUGCCCCUCAACCAGCUCUGUUCCUUGUGGAUAACUAUCAUGAAGUUUACCUGUGGCAGGGCUGGUGGCCACAGGAUACAGAGAGUACUGGUUCUGCCCGCAUCCGCUGGGACUCCGACAGAAAGUGUGCCAUGGAAACCGUGCUGCAGUACUGUAGAGCAGAAAAGAACGAGAAGAAGCCUCAAAAGUCCUAUCUUAUCCAUGCUGGACUGGAGCCUCUGACCUUUACAAACAUGUUCCCCAGCUGGGAGCACAGAGAGGAUAUAGCUGAAAUCACCGAGAGGGAGGCAGAGGUGUGUAAUCAGAUCAUUUUAGUGGAGGAUGUUUUGGCUCGACUCAGUCAGAGCAUUUAUCCUCCCGCAACACUACAAACUCGCCCCCUUCCCCACGGUGUCGACCCCUUGCGACUCGAAAUGUACCUGUCAGAGGAAGACUUCGAGAGCGUGUUAGACAUGAAGAGAGAGGAGUUUGACACUCUGCCUGGAUGGAAGCAAGUGAACCUGAAAAAAACCAAAGGACUGUUUUAGAAACCUGACAAAUCUUCAUGACGACAAAAUUAUCUAUUUCCACCAUGGCCACCAGUUCUGCAGUUACCUCGGCAGUUUGACCUCUUUUGGUUAAGCAAAGGUGGUUGUGCACUUAAGAACAGGGUAAACGGUCAGGUCAAAGGUCGUUUUAGGAUCUACAGAUGCACCUGCUGUGGCGUCCGCUUGUGAUGUAUUUAUUAAGUCCGUGGAGGUGAUGUGUGUCUCUGUGGGUUUGUCUCCUUGCCACGUUUAUGUGCAAGUCAGGAUUUUCAACGUACAAUCUGUGAGCAGUACGUGUUUGUAACAUCUAAAACGAUACCUGUCUUUUAACUCACCUGUAAUUACUGAUUAUCUUUUGAAGUAUAAGAAGGAAAUCAAAUAUUUUGCUCACCUCUGCAAUCAGGAUGCCCUGUGGUGAGUGCCUCUAUCUGGGUGUGCGUUGGUCUAAUAUGCGAUGGGGUUUUGUUGUGAUGUGUGUCUAUGUUUGAGAAGUCUGCUGCAUAAUUUGAAAUUGUAUAAAUGUGUAGGAAACAAACUAUAAAAAAUCAUGUGUGAUGCUGUCGUAUGUCUGUUCCUUUUAUGAUUUUAGAGGAGUUUACAUGCUGCGUCUGUGUUUUUUCUGUAUUCUUUCUGUGUGAAUGGCUGAUGGUUGUGGUGGUGAUGCGGUGUGAGGGGCAUUGUGUUUGUUUAUAUUCAGACAGCAUGGAAUAUUGGAGGAGAGAAAGAAAUGACAUUAAUUUAAAUGUACAGUAUAGUGCCUUGCUUUGUGUACAGUUUCUAUACCAAACACACACUAGUCUGCAUUUCAAAGACUUACUUUGUGGUAAAAGAAAUAUUGAAUAAAGAAAGCAUAUCAAAAAUAAUUCAUGUCCAAG